Messenger RNA from Achroia grisella, 1701 nucleotides. Its product is annotated as RNA-binding protein 41-like. Gene Ontology annotation, biological process: mRNA splicing, via spliceosome. The record is from RefSeq and is a predicted model, not a curated record. Lineage: Eukaryota; Metazoa; Arthropoda; Insecta; Lepidoptera; Pyralidae. Bases 114 to 1229 code for a protein of 371 amino acids. Gene Ontology annotation, molecular function: U12 snRNA binding; pre-mRNA intronic binding. The transcript is spliced from 5 exons. Gene Ontology annotation, cellular component: U12-type spliceosomal complex.
UAGUUGACCUGUGCUUACGAUUGAAUUUCUUAUUGAUUUAUUCAUGUUUUAUUUAGGAAAUGGUAUUAACGCUUAAGAUUGUAUAAUUUAAUUCGUAAUUUAAAUUACUAACAAUGUGUUCCGAAUCAAUGCCCAAAGAAUUUGAAAAAGCUACCGAAGUAUUACCUAUAGUUACAUAUGGUAUAUCAACAAUUGAAGACCUUAGAAGGGCUGAGGCAGAAAUCCAUUUGUUAGAAAAACUAAGACGAGCAGGCCUCACUGCUUAUGAAGUGAAACUGUAUCAAGAAAACGAAGCCGGAAUUGUCGACCAGCGCACUAAGAUAGAGUCAUCAGUAUUAAAAGCACAGCUGGAAGCUAUUUAUGAAAAAAUCAGUGAUUAUGAACAGUCUGAGAGUUUAAAACAAUCUAAAGAACAACCGAGUGCCUCGAAAAAUACACCUGAAGAUGUUUUUGAGAGGCUCAAAGAUAAGCCCAUUACUAUUUACCCUGAUCCCCAUCCUAAUAAGAACAAUAAGAAAGCCAAUGGAGACAUCUAUACCCCUGAGAUAAUUCCUAUUACAAAGAGGCGAAAAUCAUUGCGACGUUUUGAAAGAAACAAGGAGAAAGUGUUGUCCCAAGAUGGGCAAAUAAAUAUACCUGUACAUGACACACCUGUUGUAAACAGGCCGGGAAGCCUAUGGGAUGUCAAAGAGUUACCAAAGAAACAGCAGAACGUAGAGGCUACCAACAACUGUGAUACAAGUCCAAAGAAAAAUACAAUGUAUACAAUAAGAAAUAAUAAGAUUGUGAGGCUGGAACCACUGCCAGGUGACCAGGGUGUCCUGGAGGAUGAAUACCAAGCUGUUGAUAUAGUUCUGCCCACAAAUUCUGCUGAACAACAGCUGCUAGAAGGCACCAAGAUGGCUGUGGAUGAUAUACGGAAAAUUGAAAGAUUCAAAGAUUAUGAACCUGGGAUACCAUCUAAGGUGUUGUAUUUAAAGAAUAUUGCGCCAUCUGUGAGUGAGGAGCAACUUUCGCUGCUGUUCAAUCAGUUUAUGUUAGAGAAUGGUGGACCUGUGGAGGUGACACUCAUGACUGGACGUAUGAGAGGGCAGGCAUUCGCUUCUUUGCAAAGUGAGGACUUGGCAAUCCGAGCGUUGGACGAGGUAAAUGGAACCAUCCUGAGUGGUCGACCGAUCAUCGUGCAGUUUGGGCGAAACAACACUAACAUGGAAGAUGAGAAUAGAUAAGCUGCAUGCUAUCAUAUUUACUUGGUUUCCUAAUAUAAGGAUAGUUAAAUUGCUACCUUACCAGUUUGUAUUUUAUGUGCAAGCACUUUGGUGAAAGCGUGCUUUUAUGGGUCAAACGAAUCUCAUGUCAACACUUAUUUAUUGAAAUUAUUUUAAUGCACAAUUAUAUAAAUAUGACGACCAAGAGCAUGAUCCUAGAUACUAUCGGGUAUCAGUCUCACAAUGUCAUUGACAGACUGAGGUCAGUCAGUGGCAUUAUUGUUCCUUUUAUUAUUACUAUAUAAUAAUAUUAUGUAAAAUUAUUGAAUACAAUUGUUAUAUUUCUUCAGGCAUGCAUGCAGUCUAUGCUUGCUUGCCAGUGUUAAGUUUUUUGUUUUAUAUUUAUACUUAAUUUUAUAAAGUUUAAGUUUGUUUGGUUGAUUGCAUUUAAUAUCAGCAACUACUGGUUUGAAUUGAAAAUUUAUUUUAAUAU